Messenger RNA from Myxocyprinus asiaticus (Chinese sucker), 1965 nucleotides. It is a transcript of the gene fancl, whose product is annotated as FA complementation group L. Gene Ontology annotation, cellular component: Fanconi anaemia nuclear complex; nucleus. The transcript has 14 exons. NCBI's taxonomy places the organism in Eukaryota, Metazoa, Chordata, Actinopteri, Cypriniformes, Catostomidae. The record is from RefSeq and is a predicted model, not a curated record. Gene Ontology annotation, biological process: protein monoubiquitination; interstrand cross-link repair. Gene Ontology annotation, molecular function: ubiquitin protein ligase activity. Bases 221 to 1339 code for a protein of 372 amino acids.
UACUUUCGCUUAGCUUGUUGACAGCAGCGAUCAAUUAUUUUCUGACCAUAAAGCUUUUGUUUGAGCAUUAUAUGACUUAUAUGACUAUCGAAACAUUUAAUCGAAUAAUCCCCCCCCCCCCCCCAAUUAGCUAGCUAUCAAGGUUGGUUCUAGCUGCUUUUGUUUUCAUCUUUACAAACAGCUCUGCACAGUUUGAUUUUUGGACAUAUUAUUGUUCAUCAUGACGAACUGUUUGCUGAUGAAAGAGAGCCCUAUGAUAAUUGCGCUUAAUAAGGAGAAGACAGUCUACGACGGGUUCGUCACAGUGUUGGAAAAAGACUUAAGGAUAAGAAUAGCUUUACCCCCUGAUUAUCAGAUGAAACAGGCAAAAUUGCACUGUUGUUGGCAAAUGAAACGGUUACUUCAUGGUUAUCAACAUAUUGUGAAACAGAGAUUACAGCAUUCAACUAAUUUGAUGUGUUUUAUCUUGGAACUCAGGACUGUAUUGGAAAUGGCGAUGAAGAACCGACCAGGAUGUCAGUCCUUUUCACCACCUCACUAUUACUCCCAGCUGAUAACAGAGAUGGAAAUCUUAGGAUGGGAUAAGCUGCUCUUCGUUGAUGCUGAGUUCAGCACACUGAAGCUGAAAGCAGAGGACUCUGCUGGUCGUCAACACGCAAUUAAAAUCAAGCUCAAGUCCAAGUAUCCCUCUGAGGCCCCAGACUUUUCUGCAGAUCUUCCUGUUCCAUUGGUCAUUACAUGGACCUCACAGAGCACCUUGGCUCAUGUCCACAGUCAGUUCCUGUUAAAUGUGGAGGCUUUGUCCGAGUUCUGGAUGGUUUUGGAUGAGAUAGAUGAGCAGACGUGGGUGUUGGAACCAGAAAAAGCCACUAAAGCAGACUCCAUGAGGAGGAUAGCUAUCGGAAACAAUGUCUCAAUAAAGGUACAAAUUGAUCCCAGACACCCGAAAAUGCUGCCGGAGUGUUGCUUGCUUGGGGCUGAACAUGUGGUCACUCCCCUAAGGAACAAGUUGAAUGGCAAUAUGCACUUAUGGAACCCUGACUGCAGUGUCCUACAGAAUUUGAAGGAUGUGUUGGAGAUAGAAUUUCCAUCGCCUACCACCCACGAAAAAUCUAAUUUCAGUGUUGAGUGUGGCAUCUGCUACUCUUAUCGGCUUGAGUCAGCCAUUCCAGAUCAGGUCUGCAAUGACCCACGCUGUGGCCAGCCUUUUCAUCAGGUCUGCCUUUAUGAGUGGCUGAGAGGUCUGCCCACCAGUCGACAAAGCUUCAGUAUUGUAUUUGGAGAAUGUCCUUAUUGCAGCAAGCCCAUCACUGUGAAAGUGAUCACACGAAACCCAUAACUACUAUUUUUUCAUUCAGAGCAAUGCUCAUGUGGCAUUACAGCUCCAGUGUCAUGAUUAUUAAACUUGGUUCUUUUGCAUCUGCAAAUACUGAAUACACUUUUGAGUUAUCGGGACAGUCCAAGUCGAAGGACAGUACCAACGACAAUCAAUAUAAUGAUAACGAUGAGGAUUAAGAUUAGUUUGUCUUUGCUUGUCCUGAUAUUCCAUUUUGACUGAUUGUGGAUUUCUAAUUCCCUGAAGUCACCCCCCUCUCUGUGAUUGUACUUAGUCGAUUCAUCUUCCCAUCCACCAACAGCACUUCCCCAGCAUUCUUCACCAUAGUUAGAUUCCUCCCAACGGUUUUGAUUCCAACUGUGUUUUGUACUGUAGUUCCUCCAGUAGUCGUCUUCACUGCUAGGUACUGCAUGGUUGUCAUUAAGUGUUGUGGUAUAUGUUUGCCGAUGCUCACAGUGAUGGUUAUCCUGUCCUCCCCUCAUGGUCAUACAGGCCUCACCCUCAUGAAAGUCCACAUUCCUCCUUUCCUAUUUAGUUGUAGCAAUUUUUAUGUUUUCACAAUAUUACAAAUGUAAAUGAGAAGGCGUUAUUAUUAAUAGAGCACUUAAGAAAUAAACAUUGCAAACCAU